AAGAAGACGAAGACAACAUCGCGAGACUUCCAACUUCUCGUUCUGUGCUCUGGUUAGCUAUGCUACCUCUCAGCUCCGCAUGAGCAUCAGAAGCCCUCCGACGGCCUCCAGAGAAGAGCUUCCCUCUGACCCCAGUCCUUCAGGCCCUUUAGAGACCGCCUCUUUCUCUUGACCUUUGACCCUCUUUCCUGACGAGCCGCCGCGGCGUCAUGUCUCAGAAGUCGCAGUCCGAAGGUCCGAAACACUUCUCCGCGGGCCGCGGGCUGCUGGCCGCCGCCGAGACCUUGAACUUCAGCACGAACGACCAGCGAUCCGGCCGGCAGAUGGGAGGCGUGGCCUCGGGGUUGGGCGGCGGCGCGGCCCACCGGGCCGGCGGCUCCCAGAUGUCCCGGCGCGGCGCCCACAUCGGCAACACUUUGAAGCUGUUCGCCAGCUUGGGGCUGUCGUCCUCCGACCUGGACGCGCUGGCCGAGAUCCCGGAAGAGGACAUCAGCGUGGAGACGCUGCCGCGCAUCCUCGCGCAGCUCAAGAGCCGCAAGGCGGCGGCCGAGCGGCGCGGGGCCGCCGGGUACGGAGGAGGACGGGGCGGCUGGGACGGCGUGCGCACGGGGAGGACGGGCCCCUCGGCCCGGGCUCAGAGCUCGGCCGACUUCGGCUACGGCCCGCCGCCGGACGGCGCCCCCGGCCAGGGCUACGGCGCGGGUUACGGCGGCAGGGAGAGGCCGUACCCGGAGCUUUCCCACCACGACUCCUACGGCGGCGGGGCGGCGCCGGCCGACCCCGGCUUCAGGCAGUGGAGGAUCGGCCCCCCGUCCAACGGAAAGGUCCAAGACUUCUUGGGGGCCGCGCCCCACAUGUUGCCCCACAUGUGCUCUCUUUGUGACUUUGACGUGCACUCCGCCAUGGAGUGGAACCAGCACACCAACGGACUCCGGCACGAUGAGAACCGGCGGCUGCUGCUCAACAUGUAUCCAGACUGGGACCCGGGGACGUCCUCGGGCCGCAGCGGGGGUCUGGCCGCGGCCCCCAACCUGUCUGCCGGGCUGCUGGGUCCGGCCCCUAUGUCUUCAUCCCACACCGCAGGAGGGAUGUCCAGCUGGGGAGGAAGAAGAGGAGGAGGAAGAGGAGGUCCUGGUCUGUCAGCAAAGAACCAGCCGGGUCAAAAUCAGGGGAGGAGCAGGGUGGUGGUGGUGAAGUACGACAGGAAGCCGCUGAGCAACCAAACCCUGUUCUCCUUCACGGAGCCCUUCGGCCGCCUGGCGGAGCACCUGGUCCUCAAGAACAAGGCCUUCCUGGAGAUGAGCACCCACGAGGAGGCCGUGGACCUGGUGACGUUCUACGAGCAGCAGCCGGCGUCUCUGUAUGGCAAGCCGCUGAGCUUCUACCUGUCCAGGAGGCUGCUGGUGAUCGAGAAAGACAAGCGUGCCGAGGCGGAGCGGCCGACCCGGGAGGUCAAAGGUCAGGGCAGCCAGGUGGUGUUCUUCUCCAACCUGCCCCGAGAGGAGGAGCGCAAGAUGGAGCUGCUGACCAUCGCCGGACGCUUCGGCACCGUGGAGAAGCACCUGUUCCUCACCGACCAGGCCUUCGUCCAGCUGGGGACUCCGGAGGACGCUGAGAUGCUGGUGAAGUACUACAGCGUGAACUCUCUGACCAUCAGAGGGAGGCCAAUCCGCCUCAACAUCUGCACCAAGUACAAGACCCUGAAAGUGAACCGGAGACAAGGAGGAGACGGCCGAAGCCAGAAGAGCAGCGGAGCCAACACCUCCUCCGGCUUAAACCCCCCCAGGGCCUCCUUCAACGCCCCCAGGACCUCCUCGUCCAAAUCCUCAUCCAGGACGAGAGAGGAGGAGGAGGAGAAGAAGAAGGAGGAGGAGGAGGAGGAGGAGGAGGAGCUGAAGCCUGAGGAGCAACCUCCAGCAGAGGAAGAGGUGUCAGGAGUGAUGGAAGGGGAGGAGGUGGAGGAGCAGGUAGCUGAUGUAGAUGCAGAGGGGGAGGAGCCAGAGGGAGCAGCAGAGGAGCAAGAGGAGGUCAAACAGGAGGAGGUUUCUGAUGACGUCACUGAAGACGCACCUGGAGAAGUGGCCGUGGCUGAAGUCAAACAGGAGGCGGAGCCAGAGGAACAGACAGAACAGACAGACGUCUGUGCUGAGGAACAUGAGAACGACGAACCGGACGCAGAACCUUCAGAGGCGCUGGAGGCCCCUCUUGAUGUGUUCGAUGGAGACUUCCUGGAGAACAUGGAGGACUUUGUGACGCUGGACGAGCUCGAGGAAGACGAGGAAGAAGAGGACGAAGCAGACGGGGAGUCUGACUCCACCGACAGCACCAGGAGAGGAGGCAUGAGGGUGGUGAACAUCGUGGGCUUCAGGCGAGGUUACAACUUCAUAAAUGAGCUUCAGGGAUUGGCCAAACCUUUUGGGAAGGUGGUGAAACAUCUGGUUCUGGACCUGAGGCCAGAGGCCUUCCUCCAGUUCUCCACAGAGGAGGAGGCUCGGGCCAUGGCGAGCUUCUACAACAGCAACAUCUCGGCGUCGGUGUGCGGCCGGCCGGUGAGGGUCAGUCACUCCAUCAGCUACCCGACCAUCCAGUGCUUCAUCGAGAUGGAGACUGCAGAGGAAGCAGAGAAGAUGGCGGAGGGUUACAAAGUGGAUCCUCCGAGGUUCAGCGGGAAACGUCUCACGGUCUACGUCAGCAGGAAGUACCGGCAGCUGAAACACGGACAUCGAUGUCCAGACCGACCCAAGAGGGACAACAGCAGCUUGUCUCCUGCAUCCUCCCAACAGCCUGAAGAACCUCCUGCCAAGAAGUCCAAGGAGGAGGAGAAGCCAAAGGAGGAGCAACAGAAGGAGGAGGAUCAGCAACAGGAGGAGAAGGAGCAACAGAAGGAGGAGGAGGCGACAGGAGAGGAAGAGGUGCAGAGUUGUGAUGACGAGACAAAAGAAGCCCCGUCCCCGGAGCAGAGUCCUGAAGGCUGUGGCCAGCCCCCGGAGGACGUGAAGCAGGAGGAGCAGGAGAUGGAGACGUCGUCCAAUCAGAACGGACACACCGAGGCCCCCCCACCAGCUGAAAACAAAUCCAACGUGGCGUCUCUGCCACUGCCCCCCCACGACCCCACGACCCCCAUCGGUGUGGAGCACGUGAAGAUGGGCUUCUACUGCCGCGUCUGCUUCCUGUUCUACUCCAACGAGGAGACGGCCAAGAAGACGCACUGCAGCAGCCGGGCGCACCACGAGCAGCUGCAGAAACAUCUGGAGAAGAAGAGAGGGAAGAAGACGAGCUCCUAGGAGGAGUCUGGAUGAAGCUCCUCUAGUCGUAUUGUUUUAGUCUGAAGGAGAAGUCUGGAUGAAGCUCCUCUAGUCGUAUUGUUUUAAUCUGAAGGAGAAGUCUGGUUGAAGCUCCUCCUCUAGUCGUAUUGUUUUAGUCUGAAGGAGAAGUCUGGUUGAAGCUCCUCCUCUAGUCGUAUUGUUUUAGUCUGAAGGAGAAGUCUGGUUGAAGCUCCUCCUCUAGUCGUAUUGUUUUAGUCUGAAGGAGAAGUCUGGAUGAAGCUCCUCCUCUAGUCGUAUUGUUUUAAGCUGAAGGAGAAGUCUGGAUGAAGCUCCUCCUCUAGUCGUAUUGUUUUAAGCUGAAGGAGAAGUCUGGAUGAAGCUCCUCCUCUUCGUCUUCCUGGAGAAACAUGUUGACGGAUUGUUUGAAUGAUUUAUUAAAUAAAGCGUUUAAAGUCU
Messenger RNA from Pseudoliparis swirei, 3722 nucleotides. It is a transcript of the gene matr3l1.2, whose product is annotated as matrin 3-like 1.2. NCBI's taxonomy places the organism in Eukaryota, Metazoa, Chordata, Actinopteri, Perciformes, Liparidae. The record is from RefSeq and is a predicted model, not a curated record. Gene Ontology annotation, molecular function: RNA binding; zinc ion binding. The coding region runs from base 210 to 3284 and encodes 1024 amino acids. Gene Ontology annotation, cellular component: nucleus. The transcript has 21 exons.